GCGUCUUCACCAACCCCCCCCCCCCCCUCUCCCCCACCUUCUCUGUGAUCCAGCAAUGGCUUCCAUUUCCAAGCUCUCCAAUCCCACCCCCGCUUCCUCCUUGUCCUCCACCUUCAGCCCCAGAACGCCGCAGCCCAAGUGUUUGGUCCGCCUCCUCGCCACCCCCGCCGCCACCUUCAACUCCAAACUCUCCUCCAAGCUCUCCGUACGAACCAAGCCCUCUCUCCGGGGCUCUCUGGUGGUGAGGUGUUCUCAGAGUGAUGGGAAUGGAAAUCCGGUGAAGAGAACUUAUCUCCAUGAUCUGUAUGAGAAGGAGGGACAGAGUCCGUGGUAUGAUAACCUCUGCCGGCCUGUGACGGAUCUGCUUCCGCUUAUCGCAAGCGGGGUUCGAGGUGUAACCAGUAACCCAGCGAUUUUCCAGAAAGCAAUCUCAACUUCAAAUGCUUACAAUGACCAAUUCAGGGAACUUGUACAGUCAGGAAAAGACAUUGAAAGUGCAUAUUGGGAACUUGUGGUGAAGGACAUUCAAGAUGCUUGCAAACUUUUUGAGGCUAUCUAUGAUCAAACAGAUGCUGGUGAUGGCUACGUUUCUGUUGAAGUUUCUCCCCGACUUGCUGAUGACACCCAAGGGACUGUGGAUGCUGCAAAAUGGCUUCAUAAAGUAGUUGCCCGUCCUAAUGUCUACAUAAAAAUUCCUGCCACUGCUCCAUGCGUUCCUUCAAUUAAGGAAGUUAUAGCAAAUGGCAUAAGUGUCAAUGUGACUCUUAUAUUCUCGCUCAGUAGAUAUGAGGAGGUGAUUGAUGCUUACUUGGACGGCCUUGAGGCUUCUGGACUAAGCGACCUCUCCAGAGUCACAAGUGUUGCUUCCUUCUUUGUCAGUAGGGUGGACACCCUCAUUGACAAGUUGCUUGAAAAGAUUGGAAAUCCAGAGGCCCUUGACCUUCGAGGAAAGGCUGCAGUAGCUCAAGCUGCUUUGGCAUACCAACUCUACCAAAAGAAAUUCUCUGGCCCUAGAUGGGAGGCUUUGGUGAAAAAAGGUGCUAAGAAGCAGAGGCUGCUUUGGGCCUCAACCAGCGUCAAGAAUCCUGCCUACCCCGAUACUUUAUAUGUUGCUCCUCUCAUAGGCCCCGACACGGUUUCAACCAUGCCAGACCAAGCUCUUCAAGCAUUUGUCGACCAUGGCACAGUUUCAAGGACAAUUGAUUCCAAUGUAUCCGAAGCUGAAGGCAUUUACAGUGCACUGGAGAAGUUAGGAAUCGACUGGAGCUACGUUGGGAAUCAACUCGAACUUGAGGGAGUGGAUUCUUUCAAGAAGAGUUUCGACAGCCUGCUAGACACCCUGCAAGAGAAGGCCAACUCUCUUAAAUUGGUUAGUCUGUAAGAUGUAAGAUGUCGGAACUAUUUGUGUGAGUUGAAUAAAGCUGGUGGGGGUUGUCGUCCUGUAAAUUUAGCCUGGUGCUUUGUAAGACGUUGAUUACGUUUGACGAGUUCUUUCCAGCAACAGGUUGAGUGGGAUAUUACAAUUUGCUGUUGCACUUAUGUUUGGCAUUGUUUUCUUUCCUUCCCCCACUCUAUGAAGGUGAAGCUAGUAGCCAGUUACCUUCAGAAAUGUACGUUUCAUUUGGAUUUGAGAAUUAUGGGCCGUCAAGUAGAUGAUGCUCAAUGUUAUUCUCUGCAAGAUUUUCCAUUUCAGCUCGCAAAUUGAAUCAUGAAGCUCAAAAUUCUUGAA
Molecule: messenger RNA, 1729 nt
Organism: Malus domestica (apple)
Lineage: Eukaryota; Viridiplantae; Streptophyta; Magnoliopsida; Rosales; Rosaceae
Biological process (GO): pentose-phosphate shunt; carbohydrate metabolic process
Cellular component (GO): cytoplasm; intracellular anatomical structure
Molecular function (GO): transaldolase activity
Source: RefSeq, a predicted model, not a curated record